Lutra lutra (Eurasian river otter) is the source of this 4155-nucleotide messenger RNA. It is a transcript of the gene SPATA1, whose product is annotated as spermatogenesis associated 1. Lineage: Eukaryota; Metazoa; Chordata; Mammalia; Carnivora; Mustelidae. The record is from RefSeq and is a predicted model, not a curated record. Bases 253 to 1776 code for a protein of 507 amino acids. The transcript is spliced from 16 exons.
CGCAUGCGCGCUCCUCCUCCGCGCUCGGUUCCAGCGCCUCACCCCCGGGUGGAGCCGAGCCUGAGCGAGGGUGGAAGGGAGUGAGAAGGGGCGGAGCGGACUGUGGGCAGAGUAGCUAAGGGACCCGAGCGCUAGCGGACGCCGGUCUUCUCCUUCCUCUUCGAGAGGCCGACUUAGGAGAGACCAGAAAUGAGUGGAAUGCUAUCUUAAAGAAGUCAAAAAUCUGUUAAAAUCUUUAUAAAUACUACUUAAAUGAAGAAAGAUAAAAAAACCCACAGAAUUCCAACUGAUAAUUACCCCAUUCAGACACUGGUGAAUAUGUCCCUCAGUCCAAGCCGACCUUCCUCCUCAGAGUUGAUGGAACUUCAUGUUUUUUAUGUCCCUGAAGGAUCGUGGAACUAUAAGCUAAAUACCAUUUCAAUAGAAGUUGUUAACAAAUUCAUUUCAGCUGGAUUUAUAAGAGUAUCUCCUCACCUAACUUUACAAGCCCUGAGAGAACGACUUGGUGAGUUCCUUGGUGAAGAUGCUGUUGCAGAAAAAUUUUUAUUUCUGAAAUGCAUUGGAAAUAAUCUAGCUGUGGUGAAGGUAAAACAAGAAUCAGAACUGAAACUCAAAUCAUUUGCUCCUCCAUAUGCUCUUCAACCGGAAUUAUAUUUGCUUCCUAUAAUGGAUCAUUUAGGAAAUAUUUAUUCAGCAUCAACUGUUGCUUUAGAUGGGCGGCAGACUAAUAAUGGUGUUGCUGAGGCUGAUGGAAUAAUCCACAGACCACUUAGAGUAACUUUGUUGAAGGAAGAACCUGGAACGGAUCCCAGUUUUUUAGUAAACACUUUGAAAGAGCUUCUCAACAAGAAUCAGGAAGAAGCAGCAUCAGCUGGGGAAAAAGCCACUCCAAAAGAAAACCAGACUGGAAAAAAUCAAAUUGGAAAUUCUGAAGUUCCAGGAUCAUUAGAAUCGAAUAGUGAUUAUUUUAGCAACAGAAAAAGUCCAUUUCUUUGGAAAAAUGAAGAUGAUGGAGUUAAUAUCAUUAGAACAGAGGACAAUCAGAUAGAUAAAAAAGAGUGUAUCACCCUACCAGAUCUUAUUGAUUUUCCUUCACUUCCUUGUCAAGCUGCUCUUUCUCCAGGAACAAUUGAUAUAUCUUUAUUACAGAUUGAAAGAGAGAAGAUUAUUGAACAGAUGAAACAAGUAAAGGAAGAAAGAAGAUAUCUGGAAAGAAUUAGGGAAGAACUUAUAAAAAAAGUUGAAAAGCUAUUUGAACAAAAUAAAUUGAAGCGAUAUCAUGCCUGUGAUGGUUGGAAGAAAAAAUAUUUGGAAACAAAGAAAAUCACAGCCUCACUAGAGGAUGUUUUAACAAAACUUAGAGAAGAUUUGGAACUUUACUAUAAAAAACUGCUCAUGCAACUUGAAGCCAGGGAGAUCAAGAUGAGACCAAAGAAUUUGGCAAACAUCACAGACUCUAAGAAUUACCUCAUCAUCCAGAUCACUGAAGUACAGCAUGCAAUUGACCAACUUAAGAGAAAACUAGAUACUGACAAAAUGAAACUUAUAAUAGAAGUUAAGAUGAGAAAGCAAGCAGUCUCAGAUUUACGCACAUUAAAAGCUGAACUGGCACAGAAGAAAAUUAACACAUCUUUACAAUCUCAAUUAGCUUUGGUUUUAAGACUUUCCACAUUUCUUCAGUUUGCUGUUUGGCUACAGCAUCUCCAGAAUAGUCAAGACAAUUUGCGUGCCACAUGCCAAUGCCUCGUAAGCCAUGCUUUUGAGCUCAGGGGAUGAUUUUGUUUGUGAUGAAUUUGCCAAAUCAAAAGGGAGCAUUGGCUGCUGCAGUACAUUCUGACAAGGUUUGACUUUGUUCAUCAUAAGACAUCACAAAGAGAAAGUCACAAGCAUCUGCAAUUCCGGCAUAAUUAUAGCACCUAUCUUUGUACUUUGGAGACCAAGUCACAUCAAAGGUUACCUGCGGGAAAACACAUGCCAUUUUAUGGAACAUGAUCAAAUAUGCUUAUUUUAUCUGUUUUUUUUUUUAUUAUAUAUUUUCUUGCCUCAUCCAAGAGAAAAGACUGUUUAUGUAUAUGAACAUAAGGUUAGACACAUAUAGAACAGUUCUAAGAUAUUUCUGCCCAUAUGAAUUGACAUAGAUAAUAUUUGGCCAGAUACGAUGUCCAGGAGCAGGGCUCUGUGUAGAAGAGGAGUUUUAAACUUAAUGUUUUUAAAGGCUAGACUAGUAACUCAACUGAGGAAAGAAAUAGGUAAUGACAGUAGGGUAUGGUGAGGCCUCUAAGCAACUAGGCAGUAAAGAAAUCACACUAAAAUAAGUCAAAUACAAAGGUUUGUGUUUUGUUUUUUUUUUAAUAUCAUGCAGGCUAGAUAGGUCAUCUCUUAGCACAAGUUGACUGUGUUGGGAGUUUAACCCCCUGAUAUACAAUUACGUUACAUGAUAGGUUUAAUCCAACAUUACAGUUAAAGGAUAGUGGUUUAUGGCUAUAAGGAUAAAUUAACUCAAAAUGUUGAACAAAUCACUUAAAUGGUCUUAUUUUAUGGGAAUAGUCAAAUAAAACUUGAGUGAUGAAUUUUGGUGAGCCAGUUUUCAACAAGGAUGAGUCUGUUUAAAGUAUUUACUGCCUUAGCCAAAUAUUAAUUAGCCUUAUUUUAUAUAUGUGCAAAUGUUCUAAAGCUUCAGUAAAGGUUUUUUUCUCUCAUUAGACACAUUAAUUAUUACAAAAAUUGAGAUAGUUCAGUUAAAACUUUUAUACUUUGGCCAAUUUAUUACUCUCUUUAGGACUUUAUCAAAAUUUUAUAAUUGUCUAAGUAUCAGCACUAAAGGAAGUUCAGCUUUACAAGUACAAGCUUUCCUCAAUAGCACUACAGCAAAAUAGGUUAUAAAGUGAAUUUGUUUUACACAUCCGAUCCCAUUUUAUCACUGCCUCGCCUAUUAUAAAAUAGGAGCUAUAUUCUAGUAAUAGAGAAACUAAAUGAUCACCUCUAAACAGGUAAAUUUCAAAUCCAUUGUAUAAGUCCUUAUCCCCUCCUGAGCAUUAGGAGUAUUUUUACCAGCACUUUCUGUCAUAGUUCAUCUCCUAUUUUGGAGAAAGCAGCAUUAGUAUAUUAGACAAAUCAAAAUGAUUUUGGUUCUCCUCUUAGCUCUGUUAUAACUAUGUCUGUGUCACUAAAAACAUCUCAAACUGUUUUCCUACCUGUAAAAAAUGAUGAAGAACUCUUCAAUUCAAUGACCAUAAUUCUAUAAUCUUAAUCAUUUUUCCCCCAAAACUCAUUUCUCCUUCUAGACUCUAGUCAUUUUUUUCUGGUGGUCAGUUUAAGAACUUUUGGGGACUUCUCUCACCCCCCCCAUAACUAAUCUCACAUUUUCCUUUGAGUGGCUUCUCUAUUCUGCCAGAGAACAGCUUUCUGCCUCUUUCUUUCCAUUAAUUAAUAUUUAUUAAACACUUCCUAGUGUUAAGGUUAUGCCAUCAUCCUAAUCCAAACUAUAAAUCUCAAGUUGUUAGAUGUGGAUUAGUCCAUACUGGUCUCCAUUUCUCCUUUAGACUAUUAUACAUACUACUAUGGCAUAACCUUCCCCAUACACUUUCUACCAUGUAAACCCAUUACAUACAUACAGAAUAAAUGCAAGUACUUCAGUCUGACAUUCUGGAUAUUCCAUAAUCUGACCUGUUUUCACAAUUGUACCUCCCCUUAAUUUUUAAAAUUGAAUUUAACAGAGUAGCACAAAUUGUUCUACUUGCCCCCCAAACAUGGAAAUAUUCCUACUGCAAAGUCUUUGUUCAGUCUCUUCCUCCUUGCCCUUUCACUGUAGGAUAAUCAGAGCUAGCAAAAAGAUUGUUUACCACACACUAAUUCUAACCUAUUAGUAACAGCAAUCUAAAGACUGAAGGAAAAGUUUUCCAAGAACAAAAUUUGACAGGAGAGGAGUAUGGUGGCUUUUUUUGCUAUUCUUAAUCUAAAUUGUUUUCAUCUGAAGAGGGAGGGUACAAGAUAGUGAUACAGGAAAACCCAGAAAUCACCUGCUCCAUAGACACACCAAAUCUAUACCUCUUUCUAGAACAAUUCCUCCUGGGUGCCUGGGUGGCUUAGGCAGUUAAACAACUGCCUUUGGCACAGGUCAUGAUCCCAGAGUCCUGGGAUCAAGUCCCACAUCGG